Cornus florida is the source of this 2393-nucleotide messenger RNA. RefSeq names its product heavy metal-associated isoprenylated plant protein 32-like. Gene Ontology annotation, molecular function: metal ion binding. Lineage: Eukaryota; Viridiplantae; Streptophyta; Magnoliopsida; Cornales; Cornaceae. Bases 422 to 1930 code for a protein of 502 amino acids. The record is from RefSeq and is a predicted model, not a curated record. The transcript has 3 exons.
UGCUCUCUCCCUCUGUGCCAGCCUGCCCUUUGUUUGGCCUCUCUCCCUCCCCCCCUCUCUCUCUCUCUCUCCAGCUCUGAAACAGAGGAAGCAGAGAUACUCACCGCUUCUGAACUACUCUCUCUCUCUCUCUGUCUCUCUCUCUAUUACUUAGAGAGACUGAACCUUGCUCUUGGAUUUUCUUUGCUCAGUGCCUCAGACCCAUUUUUCUCUCUCAUUUUUCUGUGUUUUUUGUUUGUAAAAUCAUUCAAAAGAAAUAACAGAGAAACAUCCUCUGUUUGAGUUCUUAUAUGUAAUUCAUUUCCUCAUUUAUAGUUUUUUUUUUGGAGUUGUUUCUGUUCUUCUCAGAUCUAUCAGCUACCAACCUCCUUUCUCUUUUCCUUCAUUGGACCUUUCUGACUGUUUUAUUUCAGUGGAAGAUAUGAGUAAAGAAGAGAUCUUGAAGAUCCAGACUUGUGUACUGAAAGUGAACAUCCACUGUGAUGGGUGUAAGCACAAAGUGAAGAAAAUCUUGCAAAAAAUUGAUGGGGUUUUUACCACCAACAUAGAUUCAGAACAGGGCAAAGUUACAGUAUCAGGGAAUGUAGAUCCAACCACACUGAUCAAGAAGCUUGCAAAGAGUGGGAAACAUGCAGAGCUAUGGGGUGUUCCUCCUAAGGCCAACCAAAAUUACCAAAAGAACCCUCUCAAUCUCAAUAGCCAGUUCAAGAACAUGCAAAUUGACAAUGUCAAAGGUGGGAGCAACAACAAGGGUCAUAAGGGUCAGCAGCAGCAGCCAAAAGGCGUAGGACAAGGCCAAAACAUGCAGCAGCCAAUUCAACAACAGAUGAAAGGGGGGUUUCAAGGGCUAAAGCUGCCCCAAUUUAAGGAUCUGAGGAUGCCCUUCAAGAAGGACCAGCCCAAGAAGACUGUGAAGUUCAACUUGCCUGAGGAUGAUGAUAGUGAUGAUGAGUAUGAUGAAUUUGAUGAUGACGACGACGAUGAGGAGUUCGAUGACGACGACUUGGAUAUUGGUGAAAUAGAUGAUGCACCACAUCAUCCGCUCAACAAGAUGAAGCCCAAUGUGGGUAAUGGUGGAGGGAUUCAGAUGCCUAAUAUGAUGAUGAAGGGUAUGAUGGGUGGGCAGCAUCCACAGCUUAUCAAUGCGCAAGCCAAAGGCGGUAAUAAUGGAGGAAUUGGUGGAGGGAAUCCUAAAAAAGGAGGAGGAGGUGGUGGUGGGAACAUACCUAUCCAGGUUAAUGGCAUGGGUGGUAACAAUGAUGGAAAGAAUGGAAAUGGUGGAAAGAAAGGCGGUGGUGUGGUGGUUAGUGGAAACAAUGGUGGUGGUGGAGCAGCCAAAAUUGGUGGCAAGAAUGGUGGUGGGCUACCAUCAGAUUGGAAAAAUGCUAACAUUGGUGGUGGGGGACACAACAAGAUUAAUAAUAACGAUGGAAAUGGUGGUGGUGGUGCCAAUUAUGGCAAUUUGAGCAAGAAAGGAGGUGGUAUGAAUGAUGGGAUUCAUGGUAUGCCCCACAUGAAUAGGGGUGUGAAUCCUGGUGGUCAUGGGGCUCAAAUGAGCAAUAUGACAAUGGGCCAAAUGAACCAAAUGAAUAAUGUACCUGUGGGUCAAAUGGGCCAUGCUCCUGCGGUUCAAGGCCUUCCUGCUUUGGGGAUGAAUGCCGGUGGCGGCGGUGGUGGCAAUGGCGGAUACUUUCACGGAGCCGGGCCUGAAGUCAUGGCCGGAAACCCUUACUACCAGCAACAGCUGGCUGCCAUGAUGAUGAACCAGCAACGUGCCAAUGGGGGCGAGAGGUUUCAACCGAUGAUGUAUGCUCGGCCACCACCAGAAACCAACUAUAUCCCUCCUUACCAAUACCAGUAUCCGCCUCCAUCGGACUCAUACACCCACUAUUUUGACGACGAAAACACCUCAAGUUGCAAUGUGAUGUAAACUUGCAGGAAAAUUCCAUCGGUUUGCCCGACAUUUGCUAUGCUUGUGGCAGUGGUAGUGGUGGUGAUUGGUGGUUCAGUUAUAGUUCAAGAAAUUGGGAAGGCUUCAUCCAUACACGUGGAAAAGGGUAGUUUUUACUUCAGCUACAAUUUUCUUUGUUUUUGUCUUAAUACUAAGCUUAAAUUAGGGUUUUAAUUGUCAUAGGGAGUGCCAAUAGAUGACAUAGUGAAGAUUUUGUGUUGAGUUGGGAUAGUUGUGGGACUUCUUGCUGAUAUGUUUAUAUAUGUUUAUCUGUUUGAAAAAUAAGAUGUAAAGAGAAUGGGGUUUAACAAACAAAGCCCAUCUCUUCUUCUGUGACUUCUGUCCACCACCCUCCUUGAUCUUACCCUUUAUUUAUAUCACAAAUUGUCUUCUCUAUUUCUUUAUUUAAAUCAAUAGCACAUUCUUGAAUUGUGCAGUAUUA